AUGCCAGGCUCUGCCAUUCUAGGCCUCAGCCUUGCGGCUCUCCUGGGCCUUGCGAUGGGGGCCCCAUUGUGCCUGUCGCGGCAACUCAGGAUGCAAGGGGACUACGUGCUGGGCGGGCUCUUCCCCCUGGGCUCGACUGUGGCGGCUGACCUCCAGCACAGGACACGGCCCAACAGCAUCGUGUGCACCAGGUUCGAGUCCCUUGGCCUGCUGUGGGCACUGGCUGUGAAGAUGGCCGUGGAGGAGAUCAACAAUGCGUCGGCCCUGCUGCCUGGGCUGCGCCUGGGACAUGACUUCUUUGACACGUGCUCGGAGCCCGUGGUCGCCAUGAAGCCCAGCCUCGUGUUCCUGGCCAAGGAGCGCAGCCGCAACAUCGCCGCCUACUGCGACUACACACGCUACCAGCCCCGCGUGCUGGCCGUCAUAGGGCCCCACUCCUCGGAGCUGGCCCUCGUCACUGGCAAGUUGUUCAGCUUCUUCCUCAUGCCCCAGGUCAGCUACGGUGCCAGCAUGGACCGGCUGAGCUCGCGGGAGACCUUCCCCUCCUUCUUCCGCACAGUGGCCAGUGACCGUGUGCAGCUGACGGCCACCGUGGAGCUACUGCAGCAGUUCGGCUGGAACUGGGUGGCUGCGCUGGGCAGCGACGACGAGUACGGCCGGGAAGGCCUGGGCAUCUUCUCAAGCCUGGCCAACGCGCAGGGCAUCUGCAUCGCCCACGAGGGCCUGGUGCCAGUGCCCCGCUUCGAUGGCUCACGGCUGGGCAGGGUGCAGGACCUGCUGCACCAGGUGAACCAGAGCAACGUGCAGGUGGUGGUGCUGUUUGCCUCCGUCCAUGCUGCCCACGCCCUCUUCAGCUACUGCAUCGACUACAAUCUCUCACCCAAAGUCUGGGUGGCCAGUGAGACCUGGCUGACUUCUGACAUGGUCAUGGCGCUGCCUGGCAUGGCCCAGGUGGGCACCGUGCUUGGCUUCCUGCAGCGGGGCACCCCACUGCCCGAGUUCUCCCACUAUGUGGAGACCCACCUGGCCCGGGCCGCAGACCCGGCCUUCUGCGCCUCACUAGAGGCUGAGCAGCCUGGCCUGGAGGAUGACGUGGUGGGGCCACGCUGCCCGCAGUGUGACGACAUCACGCUGCAGAACCUGUCGGCCGGGCUGAUGCAUCACCAGACCUUCCCUGCCUACGCAGCGGUGUACAGCGUGGCCCAGGCCCUGCACAACACACUGCAGUGUAACGCCUCGGGCUGCCCCAGGAGAAAGCCUGUGCAGCCCUGGCAGCUCCUGGGCAAUAUGUACAACCUGAGCUUCCGCGUGCGCGGCGUGUUGCUGCGGUUUGAUGCUAGUGGGAACAUGGACAGGGAGUACGACCUGAAGCUGUGGGUGUGGCGGGACUCACAGCCUGAUCUCCGUACUGUGGGCACCUUCAACGGCAGCCUUCAGCUGUGGCGCUCACGAAUGUGGUGGCACACGCCCCACAACGAGGAGCCGGUGUCCCAGUGCUCGCAGCAGUGCAGCGAGGGCCAGGUGCGCCGCGUGAAGGGCUUCCACUCCUGCUGCUACGACUGCGUGGACUGCAGGUCAGGCAGCUACCGGCACAGCCCAGACGACCUCAUCUGCACCCCGUGUGAGCAGGACCAGUGGUCUCCAGAGCGGAGCACACGCUGCCUCCCCCGCAAGCCCAGGUUCCUGGCGUGGGGGGAGCCGGUGGUGCUGGUGCUGCUAGUGCUGCUGGGUCUGGCGCUGGGCCUGGCGCUGGCCGCCCUGGGGCUCUUCGCUCACUACCAGGACAGCCCGCUGGUUCGGGCCUCGGGCGGGCCGCUGGCCUGCUUCGGCCUGGGCUGCCUGGGCUUCGUCUGCCUCAGCGCCCUCCUGUUUCCCGGCCGGCCCAGCCCUGCCAGCUGCCUGGUCCAGCAGCCCCUGUGCCACGUCCCGCUCACAGGCUGCCUGAGCACACUCUUCCUGCAGGCGGCCGAGAUCUUUGUGGAGUCAGAGCUGCCACCCAGCUGGGCAGACUGGCUGUGCGGCUGCCUGCGGGGGCCCUGGGCCUGGUUGGUGGUGCUACUGGCCAUCUCGGUGGAGGCCGCACUGUGCACCUGGUUCCUCAUGGCCUUCCCGCCAGAGGUGGUGACGGACUGGCAGGUCCUGCCCACGGAGGGGCUGGUCCACUGCCACGUGCGCUCCUGGCUCAGUUUCAGCCUUGUGCACGCCACCAAUGCCACACUGGCCUUCCUGUGCUUCCUGGGUACCUUCCUGGUGCAGAGCCAACCUGGCCGCUACAGCUGCGCCCGCAGCCUCACGUUUGCCAUGCUGGCCUACUUCAUCACCUGGGUGUCCUUCGUGCCACUCCUGGCCAACGUGCCAGUGACCUACCAGCCUGUGGUGCACAUGGGUGCCAUCGUCCUCUGUGCCCUGGGCAUCCUGACCACCUUCCACCUGCCCAAGUGUUAUAUGCUGCUGUGGCAGCCAGAGCUCAACACUCCCGAGUUCUUCCUGGGAAGGGGUCCCGGGGAUGCCAGAGGCAGGGGCAGCAGUGGGGAUGGGGAGGAGAGUCAGGGAAAAAACAAGUGA
Messenger RNA from Galeopterus variegatus (Sunda flying lemur), 2565 nucleotides. It is a transcript of the gene TAS1R3, whose product is annotated as taste receptor type 1 member 3. Lineage: Eukaryota; Metazoa; Chordata; Mammalia; Dermoptera; Cynocephalidae. Bases 1 to 2565 code for a protein of 854 amino acids. The record is from RefSeq and is a predicted model, not a curated record. Gene Ontology annotation, molecular function: sweet taste receptor activity; G protein-coupled receptor activity. The transcript is spliced from 6 exons. Gene Ontology annotation, cellular component: membrane. Gene Ontology annotation, biological process: G protein-coupled receptor signaling pathway; sensory perception of umami taste; sensory perception of sweet taste.